Molecule: messenger RNA, 1269 nt
Organism: Rhea pennata
Lineage: Eukaryota; Metazoa; Chordata; Aves; Rheiformes; Rheidae
Gene: CCNH
Product: cyclin H
Exons: 9
Coding region: 92-1063 (323 amino acids)
Biological process (GO): regulation of transcription by RNA polymerase II; DNA-templated transcription; regulation of cyclin-dependent protein serine/threonine kinase activity
Cellular component (GO): transcription factor TFIIK complex; nucleus
Molecular function (GO): cyclin-dependent protein serine/threonine kinase regulator activity
Source: RefSeq, a predicted model, not a curated record
GGGGAGCGGCGCGCGCGUGAGGCGGCGCGCGGCCUGGCGGUUGCGGGGCGCGGGAGGCGCCGCCGCCGCCAUCAUCGUCAUCAUCAUCAUCAUGUACCACAGUAGCACGCAGCGCCGGCACUGGACCUUCCGCAGCGAGGAGGAGCUGGCGCGCUGCCGGGCCGACGCGAACCGCAAGUUCCGCGGCAAAGCGGUGGCGGGCGGAAAGGUUCAGCAGACUGACCCUUUCCUUCUUGAGCCACAUGAGGAGCUGACGAUAUGCAAAUACUACGAAAAAAGAUUACUGGAUUUCUGUGCUGUCUUUAAGCCUUCAAUGCCUAGAUCUGUAGUGGGAACAGCUUGUAUGUAUUUCAAACGCUUUUACCUCAAUAACUCAGUGAUGGAGUAUCAUCCUCGGAUAAUAAUGCUAACAUGUGCAUUUUUGGCAUGUAAAGUAGAUGAAUUUAAUGUAUCCAGUGCACAGUUUGUUGGCAACCUUCGUGAAAGCCCUCUUGGACAGGAAAAAGCUCUUGAACAGAUACUGGAAUAUGAACUAUUACUUAUUCAGCAGCUGAACUUCCAUCUUAUUGUGCACAAUCCAUACAGACCAUUUGAGGGAUUUUUAAUUGAUUUGAAGACUCGUUAUCCAAUGCUGGAGAAUCCUGAAGUUUUGAGGAAAACAGCCGAUGACUUUCUCAGUCGGGUAGCUCUGACAGAUGCAUAUCUGCUCUUUACUCCCUCACAGAUAGCUCUCACUGCUAUAUUAUCUAGUGCUUCAAGAGCGGGAAUUAACAUGGAAAGUUAUUUAUCAGAAAGUCUUAUGCUGAAAGAAAACAGAACAUCCUUAGCCAAGCUACUGGAUGGCAUGAAAUGCAUGAAAAAUCUCAUAAAGAAAUAUGAACUACCAAAGCCUGAAGAAGUUGCUGCUCUAAAACAGAAAUUGGAGAAAUGUCACAGCUCAGAGCUUUCACUUAAUAUAAACCCGAAGAAGAGGAAAGGUUAUGAAGAUGACGAGUAUAUAGCAAAGAAAUCUAAAAUGGAUGAGGAAGAAUGGACAGAUGAUGAUCUUGUGGAUUCACUGUAAACCCUGAAGGAAGAUGAUAUUCUGCAUGGUAUUCUAACACUGCAGUUCCAGGUGCCAGGACCUGCUCAGGCUACCUGCUGUUCAGUAUCUGCUGUUAGCAGAACUCCAAGGCUACUACAGGUUCCUUACUUGAUUUUGGGAGGUAUUUGUUCUCUCUGUUUUAAUCUCUGUCUUUACAAUAAAGUGUAUGACUUUUUUUAGUGCAA